AUGGCGGACGCUGUGAUUGAUCUGACCAACGUGUCGGACACCGCGUCUGAAUCCGGUUCUGAAAAUGGCUCGUCCUUGUCGGACGAGGUUCAGGUACCGCCUGCUCUUGAGGAUACAGGACGCGAGCAGCUACGCGUUGCGAUCGACAACGUGCCAGAGGAUCGCCUACGCGCGAUCGUUAAGGAACUGGUAGAUAGCGCUCCAGCAGUCGAAGCAGCUAUGAUGCAGAAGCUAGUUGCCACGAAGAAGCCGAAGAAGAGGGCUGCGGUGGAAGUCUUGCCGAGGUGGGAGGUCUGCAUGCAUUGCGAAGAGGAGUACGACGCAAGUACGCGAAGGAGGACUGGGGAAUGCAGAUACCAUUCAGGCGAUUUGGAGGUCGACGAGGAUAGUUUCGUCGAUUGGGACGAAGACUGCCACGGCCCUAUGGACACUCCAGCCAAACGAAGAGCCUGGCCCGAGAACUUCAUCUGGAAUUGCUGCGAUGCUGACGGUAGAAGCGAAGGCUGCGAAGAUGCAAAGCAUGUGCCUGGAGGUCACAGAAAGACGCGAGCGAGGUACUAG
Sparassis crispa is the source of this 561-nucleotide messenger RNA. RefSeq lists its product as hypothetical. Lineage: Eukaryota; Fungi; Basidiomycota; Agaricomycetes; Polyporales; Sparassidaceae. The record is from RefSeq and is a predicted model, not a curated record. The transcript is spliced from 2 exons. Bases 1 to 561 code for a protein of 186 amino acids.